AUGGCUAAAGCUUAUCCUGGAAUCAUACUACUCUGCGCUUCCGUGGUGACAUCACCUAUCUCAGCUGCACUGAAACCCACAUCUGUUCUGAAGAGUCAGUUCCUGGGGCCAAGAUCUGACGCUGACGUAGGACCGUCAGAGGUCCUUCAAAAAUCCUCCCCUGACCUUUACAGAGAGGAGGAUCCUACCAUCCUUCGCGUCACUGUCACGUCCUCCGUUCAUCAGCUGACGCUAGCUGUCAAUCACGAAAAGAUUCUAGACCUGAGGACGACAGAGCACAACAUCACUACGAACACGGUCGAUUUCACCCCUUGGGACACAACCAGCGGUCUCUACGUAAUGGUUCUCAAUCCUUCCAAUGGACGUCUCAUGAUGAAGAGAGUUCUGAUGACCCAAGAAUUUGGUUCAUCUCUAGAAUUGCCAACUGUCUUGCAGUCUAUAACUCCGGGAAGAAUCUUAGUUAUGGCCAUCAAGAAUGACGCUUCCCUGAAUCUGUCGAAAAAGUCGAGGGAAUUCCUGACGGAGAUGGGCGUGUCUUCGGCAAUCGACUUGCAGUUUCGGCAGUCCCUGGCCUGGGUGGGAACCGUAGGUGGGCGGGUGUGGGCCGAGGCUACCAUACAAGAGAGGCGUGUGAAGGGCUUGGGGUGUCAGUGGUCCUCACCGGUCACACUUGAGGCGGAUGUACCUCGAUUGAUGAACGACGUCUCCAGCUGUUUCAACGGUGGUCAAGAGAAGGAGAGAGCUUCGUUCUGCGAUAAGUACGACGGAUAUGGGCAUCUUUGCUCCUGCGAGAAUCCAGCUCCAUUGUUUUACGCAGCUCCAAAGCUCGAGAACAGUCAAAUCGAAGGCGUGCCCCUUAUUAUAAUCGCCUCUAAUCGUCCAACAUACCUAUACAGGUGCCUCGUCAGCGUCCUUCGUCAGGCUGGGGGUACACUCGACAGGAUUCACGUGAUGGUUGAUGGUCGCCAUCAGGAAGUGGUUGAUCUUCUGCAGCUUCUGCAGGUUUCAUAUACCGAGCAUGACGCGACAGGAAUGUCCCGGGCUACAAGAAUAUCAGAUCAUUAUCGUCUUUCCUUAUCAACAGCAUUUUCGCUGUUUCCCAAAACCUCGAAAGUGAUUCUCUUAGAAGAGGACCUACUGGCUGGUCAAGACUUCUUCAGCUUCUUCAACCAAACAGCCUGGCUGCUGGACGAAGACCCUACUCUCUGGUGCGUCAGUGCCUGGAACGACCUCAGCAGUCUCCACAUAGCCCACGAUCCAGGCCUCUUGAGGCGUGUGGAGACACUUCCAGGCCUUGGCUGGAUGGUCACGAGGGAGGUUGCUCAAGAGCUCCUUUCGAAAUGGCCGUCUAGGGACAAGGAACAUGACUGGGAUUUAUGGGCGAGAAGCCAAGACGUCAUGAAUGGGCGAGAGUGCGUGGUGCCCGACGUAGGAAGGACCUUCCAUUUCGGCCUCAGUGGGACCCAUUCCCCUGGCCUCCUUCACGUGGCCUUCUUUGCAGGCAGACCAGUUCCUGCUCUUCCCUACGUAGAGCUCCACAAUGUACACAGGUUGAAAAUGGAGGAAUACGAAGAGGACCUCAUCCGGCGACUGGAGGAUGAUCCGCUGUACCUAAAUACUUCUUUACAUCCGUGUCAUCCGCUUUUCAUUCCGAGGAACGCGACGGGUGGCCGGCCAGUUCUCAUCUUCAUUGACAUGAGGACGUUCAUUGACUACAUUGCUUGGAAAGUAUUUGCCAGGUGCCUCGGACUUUGGGAUUUAGACACCAGAGCAAGUCACAGAGGACUUUAUAAUUUCUACUUCUACGACACGGAGGUCUUCGUCAUCGGCUAUCCCUUCAGCGACUACAGUUACUUGAAGCUUCCCUGGGUAAACGUUCUGGAAGUCAAGAAUAUUAGUUCGCUGAAGAAAUUCGACUACGUGGCCCCAUCCCACAGAUUUCGUUUCAGGCGACCGGAAGUUGAGGAGAUGGUCCAGUUCUGGGACGUUCCAAAACCCAGAUUUCCAACUUUCGAUGAAUCCCAGUUGAUUACGUGAAAUA
Molecule: messenger RNA, 2041 nt
Organism: Macrobrachium nipponense
Lineage: Eukaryota; Metazoa; Arthropoda; Malacostraca; Decapoda; Palaemonidae
Product: protein O-linked-mannose beta-1,2-N-acetylglucosaminyltransferase 1-like
Exons: 15
Coding region: 1-2037 (678 amino acids)
Biological process (GO): protein O-linked glycosylation via N-acetylgalactosamine
Cellular component (GO): Golgi membrane
Molecular function (GO): beta-1,3-galactosyl-O-glycosyl-glycoprotein beta-1,3-N-acetylglucosaminyltransferase activity
Source: RefSeq, a predicted model, not a curated record